AUGACUAGCAUUGAAGCGCAAGAAAGAUAUGAACGAAAAGCAGAAGACCAAGCGAGGGCUCUGUUUUGGACUGAGCGUUUGUUUCUCCUCGUGAUACUUCUCCUCUCCUCCAAAUACUUAUUAGUUUUGAUCGGUGUUCUCCUUGUCUACACUACUCUUAUGGCAUCACCCUUAUGCCCUAAACAGUCUUCUGCUGUACCCUCUGGUAUUGGUCGACUCUGGCUGUUUCUAUUGGACCGGUUCAUGUUUUUAGUGGCGCUAGUCUCUCAUGAGGCCAUCUUCUUUUGGCGUCUCACCGUUUUUAUCUCCCUCGCGAUCCACACUUUUUACAUCAUCGAGUAUCUUGUUAGAACUUAUGAACCCCAUCACGCCGUAUCCACUGGGAUUGAUGAUGACACUGAUGAUGAUGAGGAAGGAGAUGUGAUCAAGAAAGUGGAGACGACGAGGGAGUUAGUGGAAGAGUUAAGAGAAGUCGGAAAGAAGAUGGAUACAGAAUUGGAGUCUAUUGAGAACAUUAUCAAUUCCGAUCUUAAAACACAGAGAAAAAACUUGUCCGAGAAACUCUUAGAGUUACGUGAAGAGUUGAGAGAUGUGGAUGGAGAGAAGAUGAGAGAGUUCAUGAAGAAAUUUGUCCAUUCAGAACUUGUAAAUUUGAGAGACGACUUGCGCCUUAACGUUGAUGACAUAUUGGAAGACGUCCGAGAUGAGAUGAGAUCCAUAAACGUUGAGGAUAUCAAAGCUUCAAGAGGAGAAGUGAAAUCUGUACUAGAGGAUGUCUAUGAGACCUACCUUGUUAUCCAAGAAACUGCCAAAGCUUCGAAAACAAUAGCUGACAGGGCUAACCUAGCCCACCUUGUUUUGCAAGCAAUUUCCGAAGAAAUCCAAACUUUGAGGUGGAAGAUAAAAGAAGAAGAUCUUGAGAGGUUUCUAGAGCUGAGGGAAGAAGUCUGGGAGAUGUCGUCGGACUUUGAAACUACAAAAAUGGAGGCGGAGGAUGCUGCGGACAGAGCGGCAGAGGAGCUUUCAUCUGCGACGGUGGAGUUGAUGGAGGCUGUUGAGAUCCGGCCGUGGGAGGAGUAUAAAACUGACUAA
Messenger RNA from Microthlaspi erraticum, 1092 nucleotides. Lineage: Eukaryota; Viridiplantae; Streptophyta; Magnoliopsida; Brassicales; Brassicaceae. The record is from the annotation of a GenBank genome assembly.